CUAGUUAAAAAUAUGUAUAUGCAUUAGCAAAGAUCGUGUAUCGCUUGUACGUCAAUGUUGCAGAUCUGCACUAAUUGGGAAAGAUCAUUUUUGUUGAUGCAAUAAGUGUAAUACCCAUGGCAGUUCCUAAGAUAGAGAACUUUUAAGCACCAUUACCUAUUUAACUUUAAAUGCAACUAUUCUGCUACUGUUAAAGCAUGUACUUACUUUCGUUUACUGUACCAUCGUUAAAAAGGCAUUAUUUUUUUCAUGUGGCGAUUCGUUUGGCGACAGAAUGGGGGUUACACUCCGUUGCACAUCGCGAAACAGUUUCGCCACGAAAACGUGUAUAAUCUCCUGAUUGAAGUCUACGACGCUGAUCCAAACGUCCGAGACUGGUCUGGGAGGAAGCCCAAGCAAUAUUCUGGUCACAUGGACACUUCUUUGUCGCCAGGAUCGUAUCGUAAGAAGGAGAGUUUCCUCCGCAUCGGUUCCCUGAACGUCCGCGUGAAGAAGACCACGGAAGCCUUCAGCAACUUCCUCGGAGUGGGCACUACAAGGUUCUCCGCCUACAUUCCCAAAGGAGACCGCGAGGAUCGGCGAUCUGAUGACGGCGAAAUGAUCAAGACUUGGGGAUCCGCGGAUAAUAUACAAAAGGAUGACAAGUUGAUGCCUCCGCCAAUGAGCAGCAAGGUGCGGCGAAGGGCAGCCAAUGGCAGGAGAGGCUUAGCUUCACACAGCCGUAGCACACCUUCCACUCCUGAUCAGCCUCGAGCUCAAAUAGGAGGCAGCGAGGAAGGAGACUCGGACUCAGACUCGGCAGCAGGCUUCCACGCGGCCUGGAGGCAGCAACGUGCUUCCAACAUCACUUAACGUGCGAACCUAUCUUCUUUGUGUGGGUUAAAUGUCAACUACCCACGAAAAUCCCAGUCAUUGGAGUAUUAUCAACCAUGGGAAAUAACAUAAGCCUAAAU
Molecule: messenger RNA, 953 nt
Organism: Amyelois transitella
Lineage: Eukaryota; Metazoa; Arthropoda; Insecta; Lepidoptera; Pyralidae
Product: ankyrin repeat domain-containing protein SOWAHC
Exons: 6
Coding region: 250-852 (200 amino acids)
Molecular function (GO): protein binding
Source: RefSeq, a predicted model, not a curated record